Messenger RNA from Colias croceus (clouded yellow), 1505 nucleotides. It is a transcript of the gene eIF4H1, whose product is annotated as eukaryotic translation initiation factor 4H-like. Bases 96 to 947 code for a protein of 283 amino acids. The transcript has 6 exons. NCBI's taxonomy places the organism in Eukaryota, Metazoa, Arthropoda, Insecta, Lepidoptera, Pieridae. The record is from RefSeq and is a predicted model, not a curated record. Gene Ontology annotation, molecular function: RNA binding.
AUUUUUGAAUUAUUUUUAGAAAAUAAGAUUUUGUGCUGAAAGGGAUCACUUCUAGAAAAUGAUGCGCGCGCAUUUAGUAUUCCGUGUUUCUAAACAUGGCAGGUCGUAGUGGUUUUGACGAUGGAAAUCCGAGGGAUUAUGGAGGCAGCAGGAGGACGGCGGGCGGUCGCCCGUUGCCGACGGAGCCUCCUUACAAAGCCUAUGUUGGAAAUCUACCCUCUGGAAUCAUACAAGGAGACAUAAACAGAAUCUUUCCAGACCUAAACAUAAAAAAUGUGAGAUUGGUUAUGGAUAAAGAAACUGAUAGAUUCAAAGGCUUCUGCUAUGUGGAAUUUGAAUAUUUAGAAGAUUUGAUCAAAGCAAUCGAGAUGAAUGGUGCCCUAAAUGUAGAUGGUAACUAUAUCAAAAUUGAUGUGGCUGAAGAGAAAAGAAACGACAGAGGAGGCGGUUUCGACCGCGGGCGGCGGGAUGGCCGCGACGGCGGCGGCCGUGACGGCGGUCGCGACGGCGGCGGGCGCGGCGGGUUCCGGCGGGACGGCGGGCGUGGUACGUACGACCACUUCGAGGCCGCCGACCGACGCGGCCCGCCGCGCCACCAGGGUGGAGGGUUCACACAUGACCGCGAACGCGCGCCGCCCGGCGGUGCGGGCGAGCGGUGGAGCGAGCGGGGGUCGCGCGGGUCGAGCGAGGAGCCGCGCGGGCCGGGCGAGUGGGGCCGCAUGGGCCGCGCCGGCGGGGCCGCCAACCCGCCGCCCGCGCGCCCGCGCCGCAACUUUGAUGACAUGCCGCCCUCGCGACCAGACACAUCCGGCAGGCCGAAGCUAGUGCUGGAGCCGCGGACGGUGAAGGAGCCGGUGAACUCGCUCGCGGCGACGAGCCAGGCGUCGUCGAUAUUCGGCGGCGCGCGGCCGCGGGAGGAGCGGCUCAAGGAGCUCAAGAGCGAGUAGGCCCCACACAUCGUCUAAUGUAAGCCGACUCACCGACUGCCCUCGCGCGUUAAUAGUACAGAGAUAAAGCUUCAUACAUCCCCACGAGUCAAUAAGCUUCAUACAAACAUAUGAGUGGAUUAAUAGUACAGAUGCAAAGCUUCAUACAACAUGAGUGGAUUAAUAGUACAGAGACAAAGUUUCAUACAAACUCGAUACACGAGUCAAUAGUAGCUUUAUACAACAUGAGUGGAUAAAUGUAUGUACAUUUUGUAUGUACAAAGCUUUGUACAACCACAUGACUGGAUAAAUAGUACUACAGUAGUAGUAGCAGUAGUAUACAGAAGCAUUAUACAUCCAGAGAAUUGCCCCCCGCCCCCAAAUGGUACUCUUCUAAUAAAAAACAUCAUAAACUUUACAAAAUAACAAAAAAUCAACUUGUUGAUGUUUCAGUUGCAAGCUUGUAUAUAUUUACGGGAAAACGUGUUAUUUUAUUAUCAACUAGCUUUUCGCCUGCUUUGUCUAAAACCUAAUAAAUUUUAUACAAAAACCUUCCGCGGCAAUUACACUGUCUAUUAA